This is a messenger RNA of Oryza brachyantha (malo sina), 1884 nucleotides long. Its product is annotated as cytochrome P450 71A1-like. The transcript has 2 exons. The record is from RefSeq and is a predicted model, not a curated record. Lineage: Eukaryota; Viridiplantae; Streptophyta; Magnoliopsida; Poales; Poaceae. Gene Ontology annotation, molecular function: oxidoreductase activity, acting on paired donors, with incorporation or reduction of molecular oxygen; heme binding; monooxygenase activity. Bases 97 to 1752 code for a protein of 551 amino acids.
UAAAAACAUUUUCACAAACAUUUUCUGUGUCGAUCCACAGUGAUCUCGUUGGACACAAACGGAUCGAGGCAUCGAGCUGAGUACGCUCGUGCGGAAAUGGAGCUCUCGUCGUCGCUUGCUGCCGCGUUGCACUCACCUCUCUUCCUCCUCGCCGUGGUUCUCCUCGUGACCGUCGUCUUCUCCUUGCUGAGCUCCUCGUCGACCAGGAAGCCUCCUCCGUCCUGCGGCGAUGGCGGCGGCCGGCGGCUGCAGCUUCCUCCGUCGCCACGGGGUGUCCCGUUUCUUGGGCACCUACCGCUUCUUGGCUCCCUGCCGCACCGGAAGCUCCGGUCUUUGGCCGAGGCGCACGGGCCGGUGAUGCUGCUGCGGUUCGGAGGCGUGCCCACCGUGGUGGCGUCGUCGGCCGCCGCGGCGCAGGAGGCCCUGAGGACGCGCGACGCGGCGUUCGCGAGCCGGCCCAGGGUGCGCAUGGCGGAGCGGCUCAUCUACGGCCGGGACAUGGUGUUCGCGCCCUACGGCGAGUUCUGGCGCCAGGCGCGCCGCGUUAGCGUGCUCCACCUCCUCAGCCCGCGCCGCACCCUCUCCUUCCGCCGCGUCCGGGAGGAGGAGGUCGCCGCGCUUCUCGACCGCGUCCGGCGCCAUCGCGGCGGCGGCGACGCCGUGAACCUGAGCAACAUGCUCAUGUCCUACGCCAACGGCGUCAUCUCGCGGGCCGCGUUCGGCGACGGCAGCUACGGGUUCGACGGCGACGAGGGGGGCGAGAAGCUGAGGGAGCUGUUCGCCGACUUCGAGGGGCUCCUCGGGACGGCGACGUUGGGGGAGUUCGUGCCGUGGCUGGCGUGGGUGGACAAGCUGACGGGCCUCGACGCCAGGGCGGUGCGCACGUCGGCGGCGAUGGACGGCUUGCUGGAGCGCGUCGUCGCUGACCACCGCGAGCGGCGCCGGCGCCGGCGAGGCCAGCCGGUCGGCGACGGCGAGGCGGACGCUGAUCACCGGGACUUCGUGGAUGUGAUGCUGGACGUGAGCGAGGCGGAGGAGAACGCCGGCGCCGGAGAGGUGCAAUUCGACACCGUAGCCAUCAAGGCCAUUAUCCUGGAUAUGAUAGCGGCUGGCACAGACACCACCUUCACAACGCUGGAGUGGGCCAUGGCGGAGCUCAUCAACCACCCUCCGGUGAUGCAGAAGCUGCAGGACGAGAUCCGCGCGGCCGUCGCCGGCGGCCGCCGCGCCACCGGAGUAGUCGUCACCGAGGACCACCUCGGCGAGCUUCCGUACCUCAAGGCCGUGAUCAAGGAGACGCUUCGGAUGCACGCGCCGGUGCCGCUGCUCGUUCCCCGGGAAACGGUGGAGGACACGGAGCUGUUGGGGUACCGUGUCCCGGCGCGCACGCGGGUGAUGAUCAACGCGUGGGCCAUCUGUUGUGACCCGGCUUCAUGGGGGGAAAGCGCAGAGGAGUUUGUGCCGGAGCGGUGGCUUGCGGGCGGUGACAAGGAUGACGUGGAGUACGCGCUGCAGUUAGGCCAGGACUUUGGAUUCAUACCGUUUGGUGCUGGUAGGAGGGGUUGUCCUGGUGCCAGUUUUGCUGCACCAAGUCUUGAAUUGGCGCUCGCCAACCUGUUGUACCACUAUAACUGGGAGCUACCAGCGCAAACGGGGGUGAAGUUGGACUUGAGUGAACUGUAUGGGUUGUCCAUGCGUCUUAAGGUUGCACUAAAUCUAGUCGCCAAGCCUUGGCCGGAAACCGAUGUUUGAUUUGUUUAGUUUGAAAGAACUGUAAUUGUUGUUUCCACCUUGCAUCUGCUAUAUAUGUUUUAUGAAGCUUUUGUUCAUGGAUAGAAUCUACCCAUUUUGAUCGUAGUGUCACAGUAUCUAUGUGGUACAUAU